Molecule: messenger RNA, 1950 nt
Organism: Marmota flaviventris (yellow-bellied marmot)
Lineage: Eukaryota; Metazoa; Chordata; Mammalia; Rodentia; Sciuridae
Gene: Hacl1
Product: 2-hydroxyacyl-CoA lyase 1
Biological process (GO): fatty acid alpha-oxidation
Cellular component (GO): peroxisome
Molecular function (GO): catalytic activity; magnesium ion binding; thiamine pyrophosphate binding
Source: RefSeq, a predicted model, not a curated record
UCCACUGGCGGCCUGCGGGGUGAGGGUUUGUUUUGCCGCAGGCUGGUGGCUGCGAGAGUUCCUUGAACUUUUAGGUGGAAGAUGCCGGAAAGUAACUUGGCAGAGCGGAGUGACAGAAGCGAGGAGCAGGUGUCUGGUGCUAAAGUCAUCGCCCAGGCCCUGAAGACGCAAAAUGUGGAGUACAUGUUUGGCGUCGUAGGCAUCCCGGUGACUGAAAUCGCCAUUGCAGCCCAGGAGUUAGGCAUCAGGUACAUCGGGAUGAGGAAUGAGCAAGCGGCUUGUUAUGCUGCCUCUGCAGUUGGAUAUCUGACUGGCAGGCCAGGAGUAUGCCUUGUUGUUUCUGGCCCAGGUCUCAUCCAUGCCUUGGGUGGUAUGGCAAAUGCAAAUAUGAACUGUUGGCCAUUGAUUGUGAUUGGUGGUUCCUCUGAAAGAAAUCAAGAAACAAUGGGAGCCUUCCAGGAGUUUCCUCAGGUGGAAGCUUGUAGACCAUACAGCAAGUUCUCUGUCCGGCCAAGUAGCAUAGAAGCUAUUCCCACUGUUAUUGAAAAGGCAGUAAGAAGCAGUAUCUACGGUCGUCCAGGUGCUUGUUAUGUUGACAUACCUGCAGAUUUUGUGACCCUCCAGGUGAAUGUGGAUUCUAUAAAGUACAAGGAGUGCUGUAUGCCACCUCCUGUUAGCAUGGCAGAAACCUCUGCUGUGUGUAUGGCAGCAUCUAUAAUUAGGAAUGCCAAACAGCCCCUUCUCAUCAUUGGGAAAGGUGCUGCUUAUGCCCACGCAGAAGAGAGUAUCAGGAAGUUGGUGGAGCAGUGUAAAUUGCCAUUUUUGCCUACCCCAAUGGGAAAAGGUGUUGUCCCUGACAACCAUCCAAAUUGUGUAUCUGCAGCCAGAUCCAGGGCUUUGCAAUUUGCUGAUGUGAUUGUGUUAUUUGGUGCUAGACUGAAUUGGAUUUUACAUUUUGGACUCCCUCCAAGAUAUCAGCCAGAUGUGAAGUUUAUCCAGGUUGACAUCUGUGCAGAAGAAUUGGGGAAUAACGUGAGACCUGCUGUGACUUUACUAGGAGACAUAAAUGCUGUUACUAAACAGCUUUUAGAACAGUUUGAUAAGACACCAUGGCAGUAUCCUCCAGAGAGCAAGUGGUGGAAUACUCUGAGGGAAAAAAUGAAGAGCAAUGACGCUGCAUCCAAGGAAUUAGCUUCCAAAAAAUCCCUGCCUAUGAAUUAUUACACAGUAUUCUAUCAUAUUCAAGAACAACUCCCCAGGGACUGUUUUGUGGUAAGCGAGGGAGCAAACACCAUGGACAUUGGACGCACUGUGCUUCAAAACUACCUACCUCGUCACAGGCUUGAUGCUGGUACUUUUGGAACAAUGGGAGUUGGUUUGGGAUUUGCUAUUGCAGCUGCUCUAGUGGCUAAAGAUAGAAACCCUGGGAAAAGGGUCAUCUGUGUGGAGGGAGACAGUGCCUUCGGGUUUUCUGGCAUGGAGGUGGAAACCAUCUGCAGGUACAAUUUGCCAAUCAUACUCUUGGUGGUGAACAAUAAUGGAAUUUACCACGGUGUUGAUAAAGAUUCUUGGAAAGAAAUGUUAAAAUGUCAAGAUGCUACUACAGUGGCCCCUCCUAUGUGUCUCCUGCCAGACUCACAUUAUGAACAGGUCAUGGCUGCAUUUGGAGGCAAAGGAUAUUUUGUACAAACACCGGAAGAACUCCAAAAAUCCCUGAGGCAGACCCUGGAAGAUACUACUAAACCCUCUCUUAUCAACAUUAUGAUUGAGCCACAAGGCACACGGAAGGCCCAGGAUUUUCACUGGCUCACCCGCUCUAAUAUGUAAAUAAAGAUGCCAGUAGGUGUUCUUGAGAAAUUUUCUCUUUCCUACAGGGUUGAAUUUUGUUUUCCACAGCAAAGUUACUACAAUUAUAAUGGUGCAAAGAAAAAUAAAAUAAUAUUUUAAAAU